Molecule: messenger RNA, 581 nt
Organism: Melitaea cinxia (Glanville fritillary)
Lineage: Eukaryota; Metazoa; Arthropoda; Insecta; Lepidoptera; Nymphalidae
Exons: 5
Coding region: 68-508 (146 amino acids)
Molecular function (GO): odorant binding
Source: RefSeq, a predicted model, not a curated record
UUUUUUUCAUUUUAUUCGUAAAGACGCCUGAGGUAACUUUGCUUAUUGAAGUAAGAUAUAUGUGAAAAUGUUUCGAUUAUUCACGUCGGUAACAUUAUUUAUUUUGAGUGUAAAUGGAGAUUUUUUAGCUCAAGAAAGAAGUAGAGGAGCAACUCUUAAACCGAUCUCAGCGUGCUGUGAUAUUCCCGAGUUAGGAGAGCCAAAACAUUUGGCUGAAUGCUCUAAUCCCAAGUUGCAGGGACCGUGCGGCGAUGUUCAGUGCGUAUUUGAAAAGUCUGGUUUUCUUAUUGACAAGAAUACUUUAAACAAAGAGACAUAUAGGGCACACCUCAGAAAGUGGCUGGAGGGGCACAAGGGCUGGGAGGACGCUAUAGAUAAAGCAAUCAAAGACUGUGUCGAUAAAGACCUCAGGCAGUAUCUAGAUUACCCUUGUAGAGCCUACGACGUGUUUACCUGCACAGGGAUUGCUAUGCUUAAGAAAUGUCCAAAUGAAUCAUGGAAUUGUUGAACGGAAGAGCAUCUCCAAAUUUCUCGACUCAUUUAUAUUUUUUUUUACAAACAAAUAAAUUAUUUUAAAUAUU